ACUCAUUGUCUUUUAGCCCGAUAAGUUCUAAGCUCUUCUGAAAAAUGCCUAUUGACAUAAAAAAAGUUCUUAUUUGUGAUGCUGUUGAUCAAUCUUGUGUUGAUUUAUUAAAAGCAAAUGGAAUAGAAGUUGACUAUAAUCUAAAAUUGCCAAACAAUGUUCUUAUAGAAGAAGCUAAAAAAUAUGAUGCAAUAAUUGUUCGAUCAGACACUAAAAUAACUUCUGAUGUAUUAUCUUCUGGGUCACAAGGAAGGUUAAAAGUUGUUGGACGAGCUGGCGUCGGAAUUGAUAAUAUUGAUGUAGAAGCUGCAACCAAUAACGACGUUGUUGUUUUGAACACGCCUGGCGGAAAUACCAUUGCAGCAACAGAAUUGACAUGUUUUUUGAUUGGAACUUUAGCUCGUCCAUUUUGUACAGCAUAUGUCAGCAUGAAGGAGGGAAGAUGGGAUCGUAAAUUAUUUACUGGAACAGAAUUAUGUGGAAAAACUCUCGCUGUUUUGGGAUUAGGGCGAAUAGGACGAGAAGUUGGAAUAAGAAUGAACGUUUUUGGAAUGAAAAUCAUUGGUUAUGAUCCCAUUACCACAAAGGAAGAAGCAUUAUUAGCUGGAAUCGAAAAAAAAGAAUUGGAAGAAAUUUGGCCAUUAGCAGAUUAUAUAACUGUUCAUGUUCCCUUGCUUCCUUCGACUAAAAAUUUGAUAUCAACUGAAACUUUAAAUAAGUGCAAAAAGGGCGUAAAAAUAGUGAACGUGGCUCGUGGUGGAGUAAUCAAUGAGCAAGCCAUUUUAGAUGCUUUAAAUGAUGGAACUUGUAGUGGAGCAGCAUUUGAUGUUUUUGAAGAAGAACCACCAGCAAACGAUAUUACAAAGAAGCUAAUUCAACAUCCUAAAAUUAUCGCUACACCACAUUUGGGAGCAAGCACAAAAGAAGCUCAAAUUAAGGUUGCUGUAGAAGUUUCUGAACAGUUUAUUGCUUUGACUGGAAAAUCUCAAGAAUUCUCUCAAUAUAGUGGUGUUGUAAAUCGUUCCAUACUGAAAAAGUAUUUUUAAAUUAUAAAGUUUCAUCUUAGAACAAUCGCAAAAAUAAAGGGAAUACUAAACUUGCA
Chironomus riparius is the source of this 1102-nucleotide messenger RNA. The record is from the annotation of a GenBank genome assembly. Lineage: Eukaryota; Metazoa; Arthropoda; Insecta; Diptera; Chironomidae.